CGCAGAGCCUGCUCCGAGCUCCGAGCUCAGCCCCUGCCAUGACCUCCAAACAAACCAGAAAGAAAGAGGUGCAUCGUAUCAACUCGGCGCACGGAUCGGAUAAAUCUAAAGAUCAGUAUGUUUUUGGCAGUAAUGUACAGCCCAGAGAACAGAAGAAGGGGAGGUUUCCAAUCUGGCCGGAAUGGAGUGAAGCCGACAUAAAUGCUGAAAAGUGGGAUGCUGGCAAAGGUGGAAAGGAGAAGGACAAAAUGGGGAAAAGCCCUGUACUUCAUUUUUUUGAAGACCCUGAAGGAAAGAUUGAAUUGCCGCCAUCAUUGAAAAUUUAUUCCUGGAAACGUCCACAGGAUUUUUUAAUUAAUCGGGCUCCAGUGGUUGUGAAAAAUGAAAUCCUGUUUGACUUGUUUUCAGCAAACGAGCACUUGAUCUGCAGUGAGCUGAUGAGAUGGAUUAUCAGUGAAAUCUAUGCCGUGUGGAAGAUCUUCAACAGGGGUGCUUUGAACAAUUAUUUCAAAAGGACAUCAGGGGAGCCUCCUCUUCUGACCUGGAAGCCCUGGGAACACAUUUACUCCCUGUGCAAGGCUGUGAAAGGUCACAUGCCCUUGUUCAACAGCUAUGGGAAGUAUGUUGUGAAACUUUACUGGAUGGGUUGCUGGAGAAAGAUAACUAUUGAUGACUUUCUGCCUUUUGAUGAAGAAAACAAUCUCCUGCUUCCUGCGACAACCUAUGAAUUUGAACUUUGGCCAAUGCUUUUAUCUAAAGCUAUCAUUAAGCUGGCAAAUGUUGACAUCCACGUAGCAGAGAGGCGAGAACUGGGAGAGUUCAUGGUGAUUCAUGCACUCACGGGAUGGCUACCAGAAGUCAUUUCUCUCCACCCAGGAUAUAUGGACAAAGUUUGGGAGCUCUUGAAAGAAAUAUUACCUGAGUUUAAGCUGUCAGAUGAGUCCAGCUCUGAAAGCAAAAUAACAGAGAUCGACGCCAAAUUAAAAGAACAAGGGAAAGAUGUGAAGGAUGGGAAAGAAGUGAAAGAUGGCAAAGAUGGCAAGGAAUUCAAACCAGAAGGUUCAGCAACAACAUUAAAAUUAUCUGAGAAAAGUGACAGAGUUUUAAAGGAGAAAGCCGAUGCAAGAGACCCUGGGAAGAAGAGGAGUAGAGAUGGAGAGAAGGAAAGAGAAAAGGAAAAAUUCAAAUGGUCACUUCAUGGUUCGAGACCUUCAUCAGAUGUACAGUACUCUCUACAGUCUCUGUUAGAUUGUUCUUCAGCAAUGCCGUCCCCUCAGAUGGUUGUAUAUGCUACCUUUACACCUCUUUAUUUGUUUGAAAAGAAGAUUUUUUUAUUAAAGAAGAUGGCUGAUUCUGCUGAGAAGCUUAGAGAGUACGGGCUUUCCCACAUCUGUAGCCAUCCUCUGCUGGUGACAAGAACUAGGUCUUGUCCCCUUAUAGGUCAUGUUGCUUCACAAGCUGUACUUGGAAAAGAUGAACCGUCAGACUGUGGACUGAAUGACACAGCCCAUCCUGCUGAGGGAAUCAGUUUGGAAAGAGAUUUGUUCAGCCAAAUGACAGCAACACAAGACAAAUCGCAGGAAGAGCUUAUAACAGUAAAUAACAGUGUUUGUAAAGAAAUAUGGUUAGAUUUUGAAGACUUCUAUAUAGGCUUUCAGAAUAUAUGUAUUUUCCACAAGCCAAGUUCAUACUGUUUUAACUUUCAAAAAACAGAAUUCAAGUUCUCGGAUGAACGCGUGUCCUACUAUCUGUUUGUGGACAGUCUAAAACCUACUGAACUGCUGGUUUGCUUUUCUGCACUGGUACGCUGGGGAGAAUCCGGAGCUUUAACAAAAGACAGCCCCCCCAUAGAGCCUGGACUACUUACAGCUGAAACAGUUUCUUGGAAAUCUCUGAGGCCACGCGAUCUUGUUGUGAAGAUUCACACGUACGCUACCAAGGCCGCAGUGGUUCGCCUGCCAAUCGGGAGACACAUGCUGCUCUUCACUGCGUCCUCCCCAGUGGGGCACUCCAUACACAUCUGCAGCAUGGGGACCUUUGUCGUCGGGGACGAAGAUGCUGUGCUGCCCAGCUUUGAGCCAGAGAGCUAUCGAUUUACAGAGCAGUCUUUAACAAUUUUGAAAGCGGUUGGACACGUGAUUGCUAAUUUCAAGGAUAAGGGUAGACUCUCUGCAGCUCUGAAAGAUCUGCAAACAGCUCACUACCCUAUCCCCCUGCAGGACAAAGCACUAACUGCGCAGCACUUCAGGGUUUUUCAUGUUUCUUUAUGGCGUUUAAUGAAAAAAGCCCAAAUAGCAAAACUUCCUCCCAACCUCAAAUUUGCCUUCCGUGCUAUGGUUUUGGACUUGGAUUUACUCGAUUCUUCUCUGGAAGAGGCUUCUUUAGAGGAAUGGGUAGAUAUUAAAUAUAACGUGCCAACAAGUGAUAAAGACUAUUUUUCUGAGGAAAUAACAGCGGCAAUUAAAAUUCAAGCCAUGUGGAGAGGGACAUAUGUCAGAUUGCUUAUGAAAGCCAGGACACCAGACACAAAGGAAAAUAUUAGUGUUGCAGAUACUCUUCAAAAAGUCUGGGCUGUACUGGAACAGAAUAUAGAACAUUAUGCAAUUUCUCUCCUAAGACUAAUGUUUAAAAGCAAGUGCAGGUCUAUGGAAUCUUACCCAUGCUAUCAAGAUGAAGACACUAAGAUUGCUUUUGCUGACUAUACAGUGACUUAUGCAGACCAACCACCAAAUACUUGGUUUAUAGUAUUCAGAGAAACAUUUUUGGUUCCUCAAGAUAUGAUUUUGGUUCCCAAAGUAUAUACUACACUUCCAGUCUGUAUGCUCCACGUUGUUAACAAUGACACAAUGGAACAAGUGCCAAAGGUGUUCCAAAAAGUGGUGCCUUAUCUUUAUACUAAGAACAAGAAAGGAUAUACAUUCGUGGCUGAAGCAUAUACUGGUGACAUGUACGUGCCAUCAUCACGAUGGAAACUGCGCCUCAUUGGUUCUUAUCAUCCACUCCCAUUCUUGUGUCGAGACUCUCCUUGUAACACCUUUGCCGUAAAGGAAAUCAGAGAUUACUACAUACCCAAUGAUAAGAAAAUCGUAUUCAGGUAUUCACUUAAGGUUGCAUUACCACAUCCUGUUACCAUACAGGUGCGCAUGUCCAAACCAGAUGCGUUCGUCAAGCUACAGAUCCUAGAAAAUGAAGACGUUAUCGUGAGCGCAACUGGGAAGGGCCAAGCUAUAAUUCCAGCAAUUAACUGCUUGGGGGGUGAGAAAGCCUUGAGCUCCCAGUCUAGCAAGCAAAUUCUUUUAAGUCAUGCUGCACCUAAGAAGGAGCAAGAAUUUUACAUUAAGAAGAAAUCUGCCCAGGGAAGUCAGAAAUACUAUAAAAGACUUGGAAGUGCAAUUGACACUGGUCAGCCUAUUGUGGAUGAGGAAACGACCUGUGUACCCACCACAGAAGAAAACGCGAGCACGUCACAGCAGGUAUACAAGUAUAUCAUACAGUGUUCAGUGUUGUAUAACAGUUGGCCUCUCACUGAAAGUCAAUUGAUGUUUGUUCAAGCACUAAAAGACUUAGAGAAAAAUGAUAGCAAAGCUCAUGGAGAGAAACAUGAGGAAUUAAUUACCUUGGGAAGCCCAGAUUCCCACACUAUUAGUGAGGGACAGAAAUCUUCAGGAACUUCCAGAAUAACAAGGAAAGGCAAAGAAAAGUCUUUGGAGAAAGAAAAGGCAGCCAAAGAAAAACAAGCACCUCGAUUUGAGCCUCAGAUGUCCACCGCUCACCCACAACCAGAAGACCCAAAUAAACCCUACUGGAUUUUGAGGUUGGUCACUGAACACAACGAAGCAGACUUUUUUGAAGUGAAAAAAGACACAGAACGAGCAGACGAAAUCCGAGCCAUGAAGCAAGCCUGGGAGAUGACUGAGCCUGGAAGGUCAAUCAAGGCUGCCCAGGCUCGUCUCCACUAUCUCAGCCGGUUCAUUAAGAAAAUGCCUGAUGCUGAGAGUGUGCCCAUGUCUGAGAGUCAAACCAAAGCUGGAGAAGAGAUAGAAACAUCUUCAAGUGUCAUAAGAGAGUCAGACACAAAGAGUCCCAUGAGUUUAGACAGCAAAGAGACCAUACCCUCAGGGAGCACACUGUGGAAGAAGUGGCAGCUGAGCAAGAGCUUGAAGGAUCUGGCAAAACCUACCAGCAGCGAUAGUGGAGGAUCAUCCCCAUCCUCCUUCCCUAAGGAGGAGCGUGAGCAGGGCAUGCGGAAGGAAAAUAUCAGGCCUCAAUCACGAUCCCCAACAAUUUUGGAAAUGUCUCCACAACUUAUUCGGAAAAAACUACAAUGUGUAGACUUAAGUCAAUAUGUGCGUAAAACAGAAACCAAGCCUCUGUUGCGAACGGAAGAACUGACUCAGCUGCAAGCAAUGCAGAAGGCAGAAGAGGUCCAUCAGUUCCGACAGUAUAGGACCAGAAUCCUCAGCAUUCGAGAUAUUGACCAAGAAGAAAGGAUUAAAUUAAGGGAUAAAGUUCUGGAGAUGUACAAGGAAAUGUGGGACUCCGUAGACGAAGCCCGGCAGGAGAUCCUCAGCGUCCGGGAGGAGUACCGGAACAAGCUGCUGGACGCUGAGCGCCUCCGCUUGGAGGCUCUGGCCGCCGAGGAAGCCGUCAGCCGCGUGGAGCCCGAAAAGAAGGUCCCGGCCCCGGACACACAGAAAAAAAAGAAAGGAAUGAAAAAGUAACCAGGGGAUGCCCCCAAUAGAAGAGGAUCUAUUUCUAAUCACCUGUAACUUUGAGAAAAAUAAGGUUGUAGGCCAAUUGAAAACAGCCGUUUUUCUACCUUAGAAAUAGUUUCUGUGCUUUAAUGUUCAUGUACUAGUUUUUCCCAGAAGCUAUCAUUUGAGUUUACAAUUUUCUAAUUUCAAUAAAAAUAGCCUCCACAUAUUUAGAAUGUAAUAAACUUUAGAUGUCUCCAUCUGAAUGGCUUCAUUUUUAGUUAGUAAUGAAAAUAGGAUUGCGAGUGAACCAACAGAUUGUCUUUGAAAAAUUCAACGAGAAAAAGAGCUAUUGUUCUUCAAAGAAAUUUUGUCUCUAACUUUAAAGGCUUUAAAAUAUUUUUAAAAGUAUGCUUUAGACCUGUGCUUUAAAAAAAAAAAUAGGAACAAUCGAGAAACCCAGCUCAACAGUCAAGAACUACCAUGAGUUAAGCACACACUCAAAUUGCUGGAAGCCAGAAUCCUGACCUGAGUCAGGGCAACCCAGGCAGACAAGCUGAUGACAUACAUCCUUCGCUAUAUGUAUCAGCACUGUAUUUUUUGUAACAUAGAACAUGUUCUUUUAUGCUAGUUAAAAAGAAAAAAUACCAUGAGUGGAUUAACUGAGAUAUGCAGUAGGAAAUUGACUAUCAAAAGCACAUUUCCAAUUCAUAACUUUCUCAGAUAAAAACACCCAUAGACUUUUUGAACCAGUCAAAGCUGUUUCACUUUGACAGAAGAUUUUACUUUUUUCGUUUAUUUCAAUGCAAUUUUUUCUCUAUUACUCUUUGCCUGCAUGUUCCUUCACAGCUCUGUGACCGACCCCACCCCCAAAUAAUUCAUAGUAACAAAGUAGUAUGGAUAUUUUUCACUCAUCUCAUAUAAUUAUACAUUAGGAUUUUAUAUCAUGGCUUAUUUUACAUAUUGACAUUUUGUUAUACAUACUUCACUGUAUGUUGAUUUUUCUCAUCAAACAAUACAAAGUCUCUUCUAGUCAAAAGUAAUUUAUUUUUAAUUGCUGUGCAAUAUUCCAUUGCACCAGUAUUCCAUAAUCUAUCCAACUAAUUCUCUAUUGAUGAAUAUUUACUUUUGUUUUUAGAUUUUUUUUACCAUACAAGCUAUCUACUUGAAAGUGUGUUUGUAUCAGGAUAUUCAAGUGUAGUCGACCCUUAAAAAACACAGAUUUGAAUUGUACAGGUCCACUUAUACACACAUAUUUUUCAAUAAAUAUAUUGGAAAAAUUUUUGGAGAUUUGCAGCAAUUUGAAAAACUCACAGAUGAACCA
Molecule: messenger RNA, 6018 nt
Organism: Vicugna pacos (alpaca)
Lineage: Eukaryota; Metazoa; Chordata; Mammalia; Artiodactyla; Camelidae
Source: RefSeq, a predicted model, not a curated record